This is a messenger RNA of Mus musculus (house mouse), 2831 nucleotides long. RefSeq names its product C-C motif chemokine receptor 1 (gene Ccr1). Lineage: Eukaryota; Metazoa; Chordata; Mammalia; Rodentia; Muridae. Gene Ontology annotation, molecular function: C-C chemokine binding; C-C chemokine receptor activity; chemokine receptor activity. The transcript is spliced from 2 exons. Bases 466 to 1533 code for a protein of 355 amino acids. The record is from RefSeq and is marked validated. Gene Ontology annotation, biological process: immune response; cerebellum development; inflammatory response. Gene Ontology annotation, cellular component: external side of plasma membrane; membrane; neuronal cell body.
AUGAGUCCUAGGAACAGCUCAUUGUCACACACAGAGUUCAACUCAACUCCAUCCAACCCCUCCCUACACAAUUCUUGUAGGGCAGAGCUACCUCUGAGAAGACUGGAACUUUACUGGAACUGGAGCAGAGAGGAAAGACAGAACACUUUAGUGAACUUGGACCCCAGGAAUUGGCCACUGGUGAGCACUGUAGUGCUUCAUAGGCAGCCAACCAUAAAAAAGAAGAACUUUACACCAUUCUUGUCAUUCUGAAAGACUAUAAAACCAGAGUCUAAUCUCCAUCAUCAUACAGGAAGCCAAGAACUUCCUACUAGGUUGGGACCUUGAACCUUGAAUUCAUAAAGAUCCUCAAAGGCCCAGAAACAAAGUCUGUGUGGACAAAAUACUCUGGAAACACAGACUCACUGUCUUUAACAGAAAAGUAAAUUCAGAAGCUAUUAUUCCUGACCAGUUCCUCAGCAAAGGAUGGAGAUUUCAGAUUUCACAGAAGCCUACCCCACAACUACAGAAUUUGACUAUGGGGACUCCACUCCAUGCCAAAAGACUGCUGUAAGAGCCUUUGGGGCUGGACUCCUGCCCCCCCUGUAUUCUCUAGUGUUCAUCAUUGGAGUGGUGGGCAAUGUCCUAGUGAUUCUGGUGCUCAUGCAGCAUAGGAGGCUUCAAAGCAUGACCAGCAUCUACCUGUUCAACCUGGCUGUCUCUGAUCUGGUCUUCCUUUUCACUUUACCUUUCUGGAUUGACUACAAGUUGAAAGACGACUGGAUUUUUGGUGAUGCCAUGUGCAAGCUUCUCUCUGGGUUUUAUUACCUGGGUUUAUACAGUGAGAUCUUCUUUAUCAUCCUGUUGACGAUUGACAGAUACCUGGCCAUUGUCCAUGCUGUGUUUGCCCUGAGGGCCCGAACUGUUACUUUUGGCAUCAUCACCAGUAUUAUCACCUGGGCCCUAGCCAUCUUAGCUUCCAUGCCUGCCUUAUACUUUUUUAAGGCCCAGUGGGAGUUCACUCACCGUACCUGUAGCCCUCAUUUCCCCUACAAGAGCCUGAAGCAGUGGAAGAGGUUUCAAGCUCUAAAGCUAAACCUUCUUGGACUAAUUUUGCCUCUGUUAGUCAUGAUAAUCUGCUAUGCAGGGAUCAUCAGAAUUCUGCUCAGAAGACCCAGUGAGAAGAAGGUCAAAGCCGUGCGUCUGAUAUUUGCUAUUACUCUUCUAUUCUUCCUCCUCUGGACCCCCUACAAUCUGAGUGUAUUUGUUUCUGCUUUCCAAGAUGUUCUAUUCACCAAUCAGUGUGAGCAGAGUAAGCAACUGGACCUGGCCAUGCAGGUGACUGAGGUGAUUGCCUACACCCACUGUUGUGUCAACCCAAUCAUUUAUGUUUUUGUGGGUGAACGGUUCUGGAAGUACCUUCGGCAGCUGUUUCAAAGGCAUGUGGCUAUACCACUGGCAAAAUGGCUGCCCUUCCUCUCUGUGGACCAACUAGAAAGGACCAGUUCUAUAUCUCCAUCCACAGGAGAACAUGAGCUCUCUGCUGGCUUCUGAUUCAGACCAUAGGUGUCAACCAAGGAAGGUCUAAGAAGAGAAUGAGGAGACAGUAUAUAGCUCUCCAAGACUGAUACUGACAGUUCUUACAGUCAGGAUUCCCAAUCUUUUAGGGUCAAAGGAAACUUAGAGGUAGCUUAGGUAUAAGUCACCUCUUUAAUUGUUUCCUUGAACUUCUCUCUGUUAGAAAGGAGAUGAAUAAACAAAAUGGGGCAUUCCAGAAACUGGAAUAAAGGUGACAAUGAGUGGCAUGGGCCCAAUAAGAGAUAGGAUCUGUGGUUAUUAAUUUAAAAACAAAGCCACUACUUUUACUGAAUUCAAUUCCUAAUGAUGUUAUAUUCUGAAAAAAAUUAAAGCAUUGUAAUAGAGAAGAAUUUUGCAUAUUUGCAUAUUGACAUAUAUUAUAAAGUAUAAGAUGUUAUGUCAAAAAAUUAAAUCUGUAACAAACUAAAGUUUUUCUAUCCAAUUAUUUUAAAUAAUUAGCAAAGAUGCAAAUAGAUCAGAGGAUAAAUGCAAUAGCAUUGAUAUGAAAAUACUGAUCAAAAGGAAAUGACAAUUAAAAUAUAAAAGUUCUUUUGGAUGCUGAAAGUAGUGAAUAAAUAUUAUUUCAUUUUACUAACAAAAAUGCACAUUACAGGUCCAGAUAUGGCAAAAACAGUCACUGACUUGCAGUUUGAUACAAAUGUAAAUUAGUGCAGUAUUUCUGAAAAGGAAUUUGAAAAGUUCAAGAAUACUCAAACAAUUUUAGGGUGAUAUUAACAAAUGCUAUUAAAAUGUCAUAUAGUUUAAUAAUUUCAGAAAUAUUAAAUGUCAGUCAAUAUGGUAUAUUUUAAAGAAUUUUUAUUGAUCUGGGAAUAUGUUCAUAAUAUUACUAAAUUAAAAUGGAAAAUUAAAAACUGGCAAAUGGCUCACUGGAAAAGGCACUUACCACCAACCUUAACAACCUGAGUUCAAUUUUAGGAACUCACAUGAUGAAAGGAAAGAACUGAUUCUAACAAAUAGUCCUUUGAUCUCUAAAUGUGCACAUAUGGAGACAUACACCCAAAUAAAUUAAUGCAAAAAAUAUAGAAUUCUUUUGGCCCAUAUUUUAUAUAUGAAAAGAACAAACUAAAAGAAUACAUCAAUCCAUUUUCCUCUGCUAUAAUAAAAUCCCCAAAGCUGAUACUUUAUAAAGAAUAAAGGUUUGUUUAGCUUGAAACUUUGGAGACUCAGCAUGACAUUCUGCUCAGCUCUCAUAAGAGCUCCAUCAGUGCAUCACUGCACGGAAUAGGCUUCAUGAUCUGAGCACAGGCAAGAAG